Uranotaenia lowii is the source of this 657-nucleotide messenger RNA. RefSeq lists its product as uncharacterized. The coding region runs from base 117 to 314 and encodes 65 amino acids. The transcript has 2 exons. NCBI's taxonomy places the organism in Eukaryota, Metazoa, Arthropoda, Insecta, Diptera, Culicidae. The record is from RefSeq and is a predicted model, not a curated record.
AUAAAAGAAAUUCGGCGCCCCUCGAUUGGUACUAGUCUUGAUCCGGCGGUGCUGAGGAUAACUUUUCAACUGUCAACUUCCAGUGGUUUGUUGAACAAUCCAAAGAAACAUCAAACAUGAAAUUCUUCAUUGUGACGAUCGCCCUGUUCGUGCUAGCGCUGGCUCUGGUGUCCGCGAUGCCAGCCGUCAACGACGAAUCGCUGCUCGGGGGAGGUGACCUGUACGAGGCGGAAGUCGACGACACCUUCAAUCCUCAGGAUCCGCAAGCCUUCUUCAAGCUGAAGAAACUGAAGAAGCUGCUGUUCUUGGGUUAGGAGGAGCGCAAUUCCCAACAGAGGAAUCUAAAACCAAAACGACACCUUCAGUUUUGCUGCCCUAGUUCGCUUUAGCUUUAACCUAGAAUAAGCAGGAAAAAAAAAUUGCAUAUCAAACAGUCACAACCCCAUCGCGAAUCACCAAAACCAGCCGGAAUCCACAGACAGAUAAUCGGAGUCGGGAAAGUUUUUAGUCAUUUUGUCCAACAUUUUUCGCGAGCCAUCUGUGAAUCCUGGAAAGGUCAUCGGAUUUCUCCUCCCGAAGUGUGUAGUUGAAGAAGACAGAAAAAAGCAGAAACCUCACAUCAACAAAACGGAUCUAAAGUUAUUUUUUUUUUUUUGU